AUGGUAAUUGAAUUGGACUGUCCGCGCCCCACAGACAACUCAGAUUUGGCUGAGGCGAUGCUGUGUGACUACUGCGGAGGUGACGAGCGCUCAAACCCUAAACGACCUGGUGGCGCAAGUCCUGAAGGCCUCCUCUGUUGCUCCGACUGUACGCGCUGUGCACAUUUCUCUUGCGCCCAGUUCACUCCCAAUAUGAUUACCUCUGUGCGAGGCUAUCGGUGGCAGUGUUUGGAGUGCAAGACCUGCUGGCUUUGUGGCACGUCGGAGAAUGACGUAAGUAACUUUGUACGGUAUUGGUAUGUAGUAGUAUCGUAUUUUCUAUGCGGAUUGCGGGAGGGUCAGAUGCUUCUUUGA
Molecule: messenger RNA, 354 nt
Organism: Hydatigera taeniaeformis
Lineage: Eukaryota; Metazoa; Platyhelminthes; Cestoda; Cyclophyllidea; Taeniidae
Source: the annotation of a GenBank genome assembly